GCGCAUCUGAGGAUGAUGAAGGUAGCCAAGGAAGCUGGUGCUCUGCUCUCCUACAACCCCAAUCUCUGGCUGCCCCUUUGGCCGUCGCCCAUGGAGGCUAGAGAACAGAUCAUGAGCAUCUGGGACGCCAAGCUGGAGUUCCUGACUGGCGAGGCCUCCGUGGAAGAUGAGGUUGCCAUGAAGCUCUGGCGGCCCACCCUGAAGCUUCUCCUGGUCACCAUCGGGGACAAGGGAUGCAACUACUACACCAAGGAUUUCCAUAAAACGGUCGGAUCCUUUGUCGUCAAACCUUUGGGGACACCAAGACCUCCGAAGACCUUUGGCGGUCCACCCUGAAGCUUAAGCCAACAACCAUCG
This is a messenger RNA of Phoenix dactylifera (date palm), 357 nucleotides long. The record is from RefSeq and is a predicted model, not a curated record. NCBI's taxonomy places the organism in Eukaryota, Viridiplantae, Streptophyta, Magnoliopsida, Arecales, Arecaceae.